AUGGCUAGCUAUUUUAUUGUCACCUUUAUACUUCUUUACAUCUCUAAUGUAUGUGGUACCCAAUUAGCUGUUCAAGUUCCUAACAGAGCAAAAUGCUUGUUGGCAGAAUAUGUUCCUGCAUAUGGUCUUGGUUAUGUUCCGCAUAUGGUCUUGGGUUAUAUUACUGGAAAUCUAUUUUUUAUUGAUUUGGUUGAUUCAGAGGGAUACUAUCAUUUUCGUAACGCUUUGCCU
This is a messenger RNA of Racocetra persica, 231 nucleotides long. NCBI's taxonomy places the organism in Eukaryota, Fungi, Glomeromycota, Glomeromycetes, Diversisporales, Gigasporaceae. The record is from the annotation of a GenBank genome assembly.